Molecule: messenger RNA, 2722 nt
Organism: Physella acuta
Lineage: Eukaryota; Metazoa; Mollusca; Gastropoda; Physidae
Source: RefSeq, a predicted model, not a curated record
CUUGUUUUCCCACAUUAAAAUAAAUGCUUGUGUUGGUAACAGAAAUGUAACGUCAAAAUGUUCCACUGGUUAAGCGUAGUUUUCCUUUUAAUUUGCAGCAUACAUUUAACUGAAGCUACAAGCGGGGUAGAAUUAAAGAUCAAUGGCCGUCCAUGUGGAUUUGAACAAGAACCAAUCGUCGUAGAAAAAAACAAAGAAAUGUCUCUUGAAUGUAGCUUUGUGAAUAAAAACAGAAUUGGCAAGCUCGAAAUAAAGAGAGAGAACGAUGUCAUUGUGACAUUCGAAGACCAGAACAGUAUUGAAUACACAGUUGGUGAAGUGAAAUGUUCACACAUGACCAGCUAUUAUUGUGUGUCUGGGGAAGAUGUACAACGUGUAGAUGUAGCUGUUCUAUCAUGCCCAUUGAGAUUGUGCCCUGUUCAAAAGAUUGAGGACUUGACAGCUGUAGCGGAUCCUGGUGAAAAUGUCACAUUAGAUAUUUGCGUAACUGUAUUUGCUAAAGAUCAAAAUACAACUACAUUAAGCAUAGACGGAAUGAACAUCAUACAUAAACAAGCUACUAACACUGAGAAGUACAGUUUUGAAAUAACAGUUAACAAAAACUGUUCAAACUCAUUAAACAUCUAUAUACAUAUAAAGAACAUCAUUAACGAAGAUUAUGGAGUAAAAACUAUUGAAAUAAAAAUGCCUCAAAAAGAGAAUUUAAUUUUUGAUUUUCAUUUAAAGAAAAAGAACGGCUUAAAGCCUAAACAAGUACAAUUUACAUUGAAUGGUGCAAUUAUAGAAGACAACCUUGCUAAUUAUUUUGAUAUUGAUGAUGCCGUGUCACUGAAAUGCAGAUUUGUUGAUAGGCAAGAACGUGGCAACUUCACCAUAAAGAAAAAUGAUGUAGAAUUUUUGACAGCAGGAGAAAAUGUGAGCAGUGUUGAAUUUAAAAUUGACAAGCUUAAUUGUUCACAUAUGGGCAGCUACUCCUGUAUAGCUGGGGAUACCACCAAAGAAAUUGAUCUUGUUGUCGAGAAAAAAACUAAAAUGUGUGAACCAAGACUGUGUCCGAAUUACACUAGCAGUGUUUCACUGACGGCUGUUCCAGGACAAAAUCAAACAUUUAAAACCUGUGUAAUUGGUUAUAGGAAAACAGAAAACUUCCCUGUUCUAAAAAUUGGCGAUAAUUACAUUUUCGAAUCGACGUUAGACUCUAAAUAUGGCAUAAAGUCAACAUCAAAAAGAAAUGGUGUAAUUAAACUGAUUAUCCACGUUAUUAUCAACAACAUAAGUGAACAAGAUUAUGGAGAGAAAAACUUUGAGCUUAUUUUAUCUGAUAAACAACGUUUAGAAAUACCAGUGCAACUUAUCAAAGCUACAAUAACUGUGUCUACGGAAUCUUCAAGUACAACGGAAACCACUUCAGUUAACGGAGAAAUGGAGCUCAUACAAUCGACCCCCGUGAGAUACGCCCAAAACCAAGAAGAUGACCACAAAGUGCUGAUCAUAGCCACCGUAUUAGGAGCUCUGGUUGUAUGUGUUAUAGCUGGUAUUUUCCUCUACUUAAAGCUGAAGAAACGAAAUAAAAGGAUACAUCGUGAGAAUACAAGUACUGAAACAAUGUGUGAUCAAACAGACAGGAGACAACAGGAAGUUAAAGUCAACUUGUUAGGUGAAAGUAGCCUCAACCAAACAUCGAAUGACAAGAAUCAAGCAAUGAUAUGACUUAGCCUGAGUUGGCUAGCUAUCGCAUUGUUUACAUGCCUACUGCUGGCAAGUGUUUGCUUUCAUCUAAUUUUCAUCAAUAUCAUCGUCAGAGAUAUAAAAACACAACUCAUAAAGAACUUGGACUGUUUGUGUGUGUUUGCAAUGUGGUGUGUUGUUUUCACCUUUUACUUACACACCGCACUACAAGAGAUGUGUCAGCAAGCCCCUGCUUCACGUCUAGUUCAAGUAGUGCCUACCCGUGGCGCAGGCGUUAACUGGAUAUCUGGAUAUCUGGAUCUGCUGGAUAUCUGGAUCUGCUGGAUAUCUGGAUCUGCUGGAUAUCUGGAUCUGCUGGAUAUUCGGAUCUGCUGGAUAUCUGGAUCUGCUCGAUAUCUGGAUCUGCUGGAUAUCUGGAUCUGCUGGAUAUUCGGAUCUGCUGGAUAUCUGGAUCUGCUGGAUAUCUGGAUCUGCUGGAUAUCUGGAUCUGCUGGAUAUUCAGGCUAAACUGCUUGGGCGAAAAAAGCUUUGUUACACUACUGAGAUAUAGUGUUAAAAAAUGUGCUAUAGCGAAAUUGUCCAAUAGUAUUCUACCCUUAGAAACAAUUUCAGUUUAGCGAAAGCUAAAUAAUUAACCAAAUCAUUAACAAUAAAUAAAAUAUAUGAUUAUUAUUAUUGGAUGGCUCUUGAAAAUAAUCUCCUGUGUAUUCUAAAUUCACGUUAACCAUUUUUUAUAAUUAGGUUGGCCGCAUAUCACUAUCACAAACACUGGUAUAGAAAAAAACUGUAUUUAAAAAAAAAAAAUAAUAAUAUUAAAAACGAAAGAGCAACGAACAGGACAUAAGAACAUUACUAAUCCCCAAUAAUAGGCCAGAGAUAUAAGGUAAUAAGUUUAUUCAAGAGCUUCGGACACUAUCAUACACAGAAAAAUUACGUAUUUUUUUUAUAUUUUAAAACAUAGGACAUGCGAUAAAAUUUAAAUUACAUUUUUUUAAAUUGCACGCAUUUGAAUAUUUUUGUAUUGAGGAUAAAA